This is a messenger RNA of Trematosphaeria pertusa, 1362 nucleotides long. RefSeq lists its product as uncharacterized. The transcript is spliced from 2 exons. Bases 1 to 1362 code for a protein of 453 amino acids. NCBI's taxonomy places the organism in Eukaryota, Fungi, Ascomycota, Dothideomycetes, Pleosporales, Trematosphaeriaceae. The record is from RefSeq and is a predicted model, not a curated record. Gene Ontology annotation, molecular function: protein binding.
AUGUCGAACGAACAAAGACGGCGGCUGUUAGAUCUCCCCGCCGAGACUCUUCACGAGAUCCUUCGCUACCUCCGGGCCGAGACGCCGUCCAUCUUACCCUCCGAUUUGUGCAGAGUGUCUCUGACCUGCAAGCGCCUGAGCUAUCUGGCGCAGGAGCAUCUCUAUCACCGCUACCAUGCCGAGUUAGAAACUUCAGAGGAACCUACGUAUCAACUCAUUCGCACGCUCGAACGCAGGCCCGAAUUCAAAGCCUUGAUCAAACAUGUCAGCAUAACAUGUAGCGGGCACGCUUGGCCGGUGCCAGUUAUGAGAGCGGCAACGGAAGCAGAUGCCCUCAUCGGGGCUGCGGAAGUAAGAGGAUAUCCAAACAUCAGCGCUCUGUGGCAUUCUCUCCGCAGCGGUUUGGGCGACGCAAUGUCGGCAUACCUCAGUCUUCUACUGCCCAAAUUAGAGGUAUUGAAUGUGAGGGGGGCAGAAGUAUGCGCGGAUGUGCCCAGUUGCGUUCUUGACGUCCUAUGUUCCGCUGCCCUACGCCCGUGGUGGUGCGGGCUUCACGGGUUUUGUCAACUCUCGGUCCUGGAGCUCACAUUUCAGUCUUUUACGGAUAUCCCUGGCGCGCUUUUUACGAUACCGUCCUUGCGCAAGGUCUGUCUCGGCAACGUUUACUUCGCUACCGCCGAGCCUUCGCGUUGGACAUGCCGGCCCUACACAUCUCCAGUAACGGAGCUCUCAUUGCGCGUCCAUGAAUAUGGAGCGCCGGAGAUGCGGACUGUCUUACAGAGCUUCGCCGAGCUCAGAGAAUUCCGCCUGGACACGCUCCGUGUGCCAGUCAAUGUCGCGCGAAUGCCGUCUUCGAUCUAUCCGGCUUUGGAGACUCAGAAGCACUCUCUCGAACGCAUCGCUGUACUGACCUACGAUUGCUACAGCUACAAGCCCCUGGGAGCAUGGCCAAUCCCGGUCAUGUAUCCGAUGCCUAGCUUGCGCGACUUCAUCAAACUUAGAGGUCUCGCUCUUACCGAUGCGGCUCUUGUUGGCAACGGGACUAACGGCUUCCAUCACUGGCACAAUGAGAAAACAGUGACCCUCCAGUACUUGAGCAAGAUGUUUCCCCCAUCGCUCGAAUGCUUUUCGCAUGUCACCUGGGGUGGAGACUACCACGAGACUUUUGCGGGCGUCGACAAGCAAGGGACAAGAGAUAGUCGCUGGCCAGAUAUAUGGAGCGCCUUGGCCGAAAAAGCGCUGUUCCCCAGCUUGAGAAAGGUUAAGCAGCUAUACUAUACCAAUAAUGGUGGUGAUUGGGACUUGCUGCAUGAGAUCUGGCCGCGCCACACGGGCAAGCGUACAGAUGACACUGUCUCUUGA